This is a messenger RNA of Coregonus sp. 'balchen', 4299 nucleotides long. The record is from the annotation of a GenBank genome assembly. NCBI's taxonomy places the organism in Eukaryota, Metazoa, Chordata, Actinopteri, Salmoniformes, Salmonidae.
AUGAAGCUGCUUGUUUGUUGUCUUCUAGCCGUCACCUGUUGUGUUUUGGCGAAUGCAGACAAGGUUGAGAGAUCACUGAAGCUGACUGAAGUAAUAAAGGAUGUAGGAGCGCUAAAGAAAAGUGUGGAGGUAGGUCAAUCUGCAAUUUAUUGAACACUUUUUCAAAGCUUAUGCAUUGUAAGCACUUAUGUAUUUCAUGGGUUCUUCCAAGAAACCAUGAGCUUUUACUAAUGAUUAUAGCAUGUUUCAUUAUGCAUUAUACUAACAUUGUGAUGCAAUACGUCUAUUGCCUUUUUACAUUUAUAAAGGCUGUAAAUGGUUCCAUAUUUUCUCACCCCUCUAAUUUUUGGGGGCUGAUUUGUAUAACAUUUUACAUUUUAGUCAUUUAGCAGACGCUCUUAUCCAGAGCGACUUACAUUAUUAUUUUAAUUAAUUUUUUCAUACUGGCCCCCCGUGGGAAUGGAACCCACAACCCUGGCGUUGCAAACGCCAUGCUCUACCAACUGAGCUACAUCCCUGCCUAUAAAAUGCAACCUCAGUACCAACACCUCUGUUUUUUGUUGUUCUUGCAGCACAACGGCGUGAUGUUGAACACUCCUUCACUGGAUAUAGAAGUAAGUGAUUUUUCAAAAGAAAAUCUACUAUACUUUGUUUACUUUACAAACAAAAGGAUCAUUGUCAGAAAUCUCACAAACAAGGAAUGACCUCUGUUAUUGUGGUUGCUAUUAGCCUUGCUCUCCCACCUACUGUAUAUCGCAUAAUGUAGCACGCUAGUACUAGAGCAGGCAAAUGUGGUCUUGUGAGGUCAUAAAAUAAUGAUCUGAUACAUUAUGGUAAAAAUGACAAUCAUCAAUAGUAUAAAGCAAUAAACAGUACAAUUACAUUUGUAAUAUAGUUGCAUACAUUAUGUGUAUAGUUAAUUGUUUAUAUCACCAAUAAUUAGUAAAUACUUAGUUUAAUGUAGUCUAAUUUGUAUUGAUAUGUUUACUAAUCCUUUAGUCAUUAUAACAUGAUGUGGAAACAGUGGAAAGGUGCACAGUAUUACUUAUUUUCACGCGAAAUUAAUUUGUUGAACUACAAAUAACUUCAGCUAAAUUACUAGCAUGGGUAGGGACAAUUGAUUUUUCCAAUAUGUGAAUUACUUGAAACUAAACCAAAUAAACUAACUGACGGUAUUAAAGUAACCGUCUGGUGAACAUUUUAUUUUAAAAGUUCAUAUUCUAUUAACUCAUACCCAAAUAAUGUUGUUGACUCGUCCUAUACUCGAAUUUGUGGCCAAAGCUUGAAUUAGAGAAAAAACACUAAAAAAAAAACACGUCAAACUUGUAUCUCAAACAGACCGUUUAAAUGCUUGCCAUUUCCUCAUAGAACAUGAUGUCGGAUGAGCUGGCCAAUCAGCGAUCUACUCGCAUGAAUAUUUGUAAUGACAUGUAUACACCAUUCUGUUGUUGGGGUACACCCAUACCAUUCCAACACAGAAAAGCUGCUUUUAGCAUACAUAAUUUAAAAAAUGGGGGGAAGGAAAACUAUUUCACUCAUUACAAUUAAUUAUAGGUAAUAUUUCAUAGAAAUCUAGAAACACUGGACAGUUACUUUAAUGGACAGUCUACCUAAUUAAAAAUGUUUGUUUUAUCUUAGUAGGUGGAGUACAUUUACAGUGUUAACAUAAGAUGAUUGUAGCGAGUAGGGGCCACACACUCGUCAGCAUCACUCUUUCGUCAAAAAAAGAACACUAUAGAUGUAACUUAAGAAAACAUCCACUGGAUAAGAGAAUAGUGUUUCUUUCAGCUAUUUAUCAGUUGCACUAACAGUCAAUCCAGUUUGGCAUGUGUUUUAGUCAGAGUUUUGUGCAUGAAUGAGUCAAUGUGAAAGUGAGCUCCAUGUCUCUUGGAGUUACUUGUGCACAUUUAGGAGAAUUGUGAUGAGUAAUCGCACUCACGUCUCUGUGGCUUUUACCCCAGAGACAAACUGUGCUACUGUUUGACUAUAUCUUGAAGUUAGUUGAACAUCCUUGUCUUAAACUGCACCAAAUAUUUCAUUAUUAUACCAUGGAACCAGUCUGUUACCAAUAUUCCACGGGUGAGCGCUUGAUCAAUGGUUGCCAUGUUCUCGUUUUUACACUAAAUAUAAAGUUAUGUCUGUAGCCGUCUAACUAACAUUUGUCCGUUAUUGUUUGAGAACUCAAAGGUUUGAGGCCCACAGCAUGGGGAAAAUAUAAUUGCCUAAUGGUUAGAGACAAACGAAAGCCUCAACCUGGAAAAUGUGUUGUCACGUCAGCAAAGAGAGAGCUAUUUUCUAUCUAUUCUGUGAAACGCCCAGUCAAAGUGGGGAAACUGGAAACAGACAGCAAAUAAAAACAGUGAAAACGUCUCUACUUAAUCUCAGUGAAGGGGGGAAAGAUAUUUUUCUGUAUUACAUUUACAUUUACAUUUUAGUCAUUUAGCAGACGCUCUUACCAGAGCGACUUACAGUUAGUGAGUGCAUACAUUUUCAUACUAGGUAUUAGAUACGUUGGUGGAAACAUUGUUUCUUGAUCGCUCUCAGCUUUGUCGGGAUUGGACGUGCAAGUGUAAAGAAUGGGAAAGUCUUACUCUGAUAAACAGAAUAUGACUUGUGUGUCACGGUUUUGUAGGAAAUGAUAAGACCAUCAAUAUAGGGCGGCAGGUAGCCUAGCGAUUAACAGUGUUGGGUCAGUAACUGAAUGGUCGCUGGGUCGAAUCCCUGGGCCGACUAGGUGAAAAAUCUGUCUGUGCCCUUGAGCAAGGCAUUUAACCCUAAUUGCUCCUGCAAGUCACUCUGGAUAAGAGCGUCUGCUAACUGACUAAAAUGUUUUUUUUAAAUGUCAUGCUAUUUAUUAUAUGGGCAUCAGGUGUUGUAUGUGGCUCAGUAGAAUAUAUUUGGCUGGUUUGAACUGAAAAUAUUGUAUGUAUUCUGGUUGAGGUUCAGGUUAAUGAAAGAUGCUCAAAUGUAGCAGUGUGGCAAAUGGCUAACUCAUCGUGAAGAUAGUAUGUGGGUUCAAUUACUAUACAGCAGCUCUCUCCUGUGGUUCUUAUUCCACAUUACAAUGUUUUCAUGUGAGUGUAAAAGAGAAUCAAAAUAAAUAAAAAUGAUUUGCCUCAACUAGUUUCAUUAGUGGAAAAUAAGCAGUCUUGUUUCCUCAAACAUCCAUCAUUUAGUGUAUUUUGCUUUUUACAGGAGUGCUGUGCCGUAUCUGCCUUGGAGUGCUUUCGGACGAUGGUACUAAAUCUCACGGCCAGAGAAAAGAAAUUUCAGCAGAAAGUUUUCAGAAACCUCAGGAGUCCACUGAUUGUGAGUCACUUCAGAAAACAAGAAUAAUGUUCACUUAGUUGACAAAACAUUAAGAACACCUUCCUAAUAUCAUUUUUCCCUCAGAACAGCUUCAAUUCGCAAUUCAUGCGGGCAUGGACUCUACAAGGUGUCGAAAGCAUUCUACAGGGAUGCUGGCCCAUGUUGACUCCAAUGCUUCCCACAGUUGUGUGAAGUUGGCUGGAUGUCCUUUGGGUGCUGGACCAUUCUUGAUACACAUGGGAAACUGUUGAGCGUGAAAAACCCAGCAGCGUUGCAGUUCUUGACACAAACCGGUGCACCUGGCACGUACUACCAUACCCUGUUCAAAGGCACUUAAAUCUUGUCUUGCCCAUUCACCCUCUGAAUGGCACACAUACAUAAUCCAUGUCAAACUUUUCUCAAGGCUUAAAAAUCCUUAUUUAACUUAUUUCCUCCCUUCAUCUACACUGACUGAAGUGGAUUUUAACCAGUGACAUCAAUAAGGGAUCAUAGCUUUCACCUGGAUUCACCUGUCUAUGUCAUGUAAAGAGCCGGUGUUCUUAAUGUUUUGAACACUCAGUGUACAUCUAUAUAAAAAUGUACAUAGCAAGAUUGUGGUAAAAUAUGAACAUGUUGCAUUGUUUUUUGUUUUUAGUUGGAAAGUGUGGACUCCUGCAGUCAGAAGGAGAGAGAGGUGAGCCUUGUCGUUAUUUUCCAAAUUACAUUAUUAGCAUUAUUAUUAUUGAACGUAAUCACAUAAGAAUUCUGUGAGGGAAUGUGGAAAGUAUAUUAGGGGUAGUAGUUACUUUACUAGGCCUAUGUUCAGUCCAAAUCUAAGAGUAACUUCAAAUUUGUAUUUUAACUUUUAAAAGUUAAAUUGUGUGGGCCAACUAAGUUAACAUUUUCGGUGUUCCUUUAUUCCCUCAGAAAACAGUCUGCCAAAUAUGUAAUUCCUAUCCAAUGAAGGACAGCAGGAAAUUUUUACAACAGUUGGAAUCUCUCCUUCAAAAG